AGUUUGUGUCCCAAGGUGAUAUCGGGUGGGUUGGAGAACAUGCAUAUCGAAAAUGUUUGUCGCCUCUGUCUCACGGAUGCUUCCGAGGCUGGGGACAUGUUUCCGAUCUUCCCGGUCCGCGGUGGAAAUCCACACAGUCCUACGUCCGUGGUAAAUCGGAUACUUCAAUGUACAUCUUUGAGGCUCGAACACACUGAAGGAGUACCGGCGACAAUAUGCGAGCUGUGCAGCGUCCGGUUGGAGGAUUGGCAUGCGUUCCGCGAACAGUGUCUCGGUUCGGACGAAUACCUGCGGGUCACACUGCGUCACGCAUUCUAUCCCGACGAAGGCCAAACAUCACAUUCUGCCAGCUCGAACUCAGCCCUCCCUAUCCUGCCGCCCAAUGGGAAUCAAUUGACCAAGUCCAUGUCUAUCCACACAGACAGUAUGUCGACAAAAUCCUCACCCAUCGGUAGAAAUGUAUCCAUGACACCGCCACCACCAGUCUCGUCGCGAUUGAGUUUAGCCAAACGACGGCAGAGCACAUUCGAAAUGCCCGUUUCUGACGGCAAGGGUAACACCACGGACCAGAAGAUUCUGGUAGAGGUGCUCGGCGUUUGCAACGACACCGGAAAGCGACCAUCCGUACCAACGUUCGAUGGAACGACGAAUGGGCAGCAGGAAAAACCGAACGGAUUCUCCACGCUGGACAAUACCAUGCUGGAGCAGGCAAGCUGGUCCAGAGAGUACUGCGCACGGAUCAACAAUCUGAUGGUGAAGGUGAACGGGCCGCGGCCGUUCAAAUGCAAGGUGUGCCGUAGAAUGUUUAACAAUCGUACGAAUAUGCGCCGCCACAUCAAGGUACUGCACAGCGAUGAAGUCUUCGAAGGUGAGAGCCCACCGCCGGAAUGCUAUGGCUAUACCGACCAGGCGGAACAAUCACACCAGGACACGUCACGGCCACCGGUGAAAAAGAAGCGCAAAAGUACCGACCCUCCGAUCGUGGGUCCGUACAAGUGUGAGGUGUGUCCGAGAUCGUUCAAAAUGCCGGCGCAUUUGGCGGUGCAUCGCAAAACGCACCGCCAGAUCGAGUUCGAUCAUUCGGAGCUGUCGAGGGUGAUCGAGCAGCAGAAGCGACAGAUGCAGCAGCAGCAACGUGAACGAUCAUCGUCGGCCGUUUCAUCGGAGGUGGACCGAACGCGAAAGACGACCACCAUUGAACCGUGCGAUGUGAUACAGCUGUCCGACGAUGACGAGGAGGAAGAUCCAAUGGGUAAGGCGUUGCAACGCACAACGUUCGGUGCGGGUGAUGAUUUGGACGAUGGGUUCGAUGAGGAGGAAGGUAGCCUAAAGGAAGCAAGCUCGCUGGAUGUUGAUUUGCGGCCCGAUCCUUCGUCGCUAGCGAUCGUUCAGAUCGGUGCCGAAGACAACGAUGGUCCAGAACAACAGGUGACUUCAAGGCGGCACGAUGAGGAAGAGGAUGAGGACGUCAUGGUGGUGGUACAGGAUGUGGAAAGCAAAGCGCUAGCGAGUAAACCGAAACCCGGCCCAUCAUCGUCGUCCCGUGCUCCACCAGGGCCGCUCUCGUCGAAACUGAAGUACGGCAACCAGACAGCAAGCAACAGCGGUACCGGAGGUGCAAAACAACAACAAAAGCCACUGAAGAUUGCUGCCAAGCCAAUAGAAGAUCUUCAACGAAGGCAAAGUUCCUUGCACUCUACUGCGGCAGGUCCUGCUGGUAAACAAAAGCCAGCAACAGUUGGCACUCCUCCAACGACCGAACAACAACAGUCAUCCUCCUCAACAACUACUACCGUACAUCGUUGUCACCUGUGUCGGCACACGUUCCCACGGGAGGAUAUGCUCCGGGAUCAUCAGAAAUCGCACCAGCAUGAUUCACCGUGUGCGUACCGGUGCGGCUGGUGCAAGAAAGGGUUCCGCUAUCGGCAGAACUACACCUUACAUCUCGAGAAACAAACCUGCCGGCUUAUAAACGCGGACCCGGUACGUGCGCUGCAGCAGCAGCAGCAGCAACAGGCGGGCAAAUGCACUUAAGAACAUGUUCAAUAGGAGCGCAUCCUUACUCUCACACUACUCUUAGCUAUUUAAAUAGAAAUAUUAGGCGGUAUGAUAGUACCCGUUCGUUACUCUUCCCGUAACUACUCAAGCACUGAUAGGGAAGAAAGCGUUUUGUGUAAAUUGUAAAUUAUUACCAUUAGUAAGAGGGAUUCAGUAUAAAUAUUAUUUGAAUCAAAGUAUGCUUCUAGAAACAUUUCAUUUAAAAUAUUGAAAUGAACAGUAAAGCAUCACACAAGCAGUAUUUCAAUCAAGUUCGAUUCAGAGAAAUUAGAGAGAUCAGGCAGCUUAAACUCCUGUGUAAGACUUAUGUACCGAAAUGUGUUCCAUUUUGAGCGGUUUCCUCAGUUACAUGGAUUUUUUAGCAGUGCAGGAUCAAUCCCCUUGGAGGCCAAGGGCGGAAUUAUAGUUGGGGCCUCUAAUUUUGAAAACGAUGAAGCGGGGGUGGGCAUUGAGCGAAAAGGGCCAUCAUCAUCAUCAUUUUUGUUUCAUUUUUAUAACUAAAUAUUAAUUAUAAGUAUGAAAGAUCACGAUCAUGUGGGGUCUACAUUGUUAAGGAUAAAAAACCAUCCACUCUUUAGUGGUGUUGUAUUCCAAU
Messenger RNA from Anopheles moucheti, 2653 nucleotides. RefSeq lists its product as uncharacterized. NCBI's taxonomy places the organism in Eukaryota, Metazoa, Arthropoda, Insecta, Diptera, Culicidae. Bases 40 to 2034 code for a protein of 664 amino acids. Gene Ontology annotation, cellular component: nucleus. Gene Ontology annotation, biological process: regulation of transcription by RNA polymerase II. The transcript is spliced from 2 exons. The record is from RefSeq and is a predicted model, not a curated record. Gene Ontology annotation, molecular function: zinc ion binding; RNA polymerase II transcription regulatory region sequence-specific DNA binding; DNA-binding transcription factor activity, RNA polymerase II-specific.